This is a messenger RNA of Gossypium arboreum, 2016 nucleotides long. RefSeq lists its product as uncharacterized. The coding region runs from base 177 to 1835 and encodes 552 amino acids. The record is from RefSeq and is a predicted model, not a curated record. NCBI's taxonomy places the organism in Eukaryota, Viridiplantae, Streptophyta, Magnoliopsida, Malvales, Malvaceae. Gene Ontology annotation, cellular component: Golgi apparatus. The transcript is spliced from 2 exons.
ACAUGUAAGCUUCUUUUUUUUCUUUCUCUAAUUCAUUUACAGUCAUCAAGAUCUAUUUAGUUUCUACUACUGGGUUUUCAAAAACAAGCAAAACCCCAUUAUUUAGUGAUCAAAUUCUGUUUGUUUGGUUGACUUAUUUUGAGAUCUGAUUAGUUUUUGAAAUUGGGUUUUGAAAAAUGAGGAAACCCACAAAAGAAUCAGAGUUAAACACUGAGCCAAUCGGUCAAAAUCUGAUCAAAUUGAUUAGUAAUCUCUGUUUCUCUGUUUUUGUGUUGUCGGUUCUUAUAUUUACAGCCAUUGCUAUCACUUAUCAACCACCAGAUCCAUGGCUGGAAUCAGCUCCUUCUUUAACCAAGCUCUUCACUCAAACUGAAAAUGCCACUUUUAAAAUCGAUGAUUCCAUUGUUAAAACCGGUGAAGAUUUGGUUUCUUCGCCGGUUCCGGCUAUUCCCCCUGCUUUAGCACCUAAUCCCAUUACUGAAACCGAUGAUUCCAUUGUUAAAACCGGUGAGGAUUUGGUUUCUUCGAAAUCCGAUUGUGAGGAGUUAAAACACGUGAAUUGUUCAGAUCCACAGGUUUUACGCGCAAUCAAGAAAUUCAAUUCAAAAACUUUCAAGUCCAUUGUGAUUUUGGAGUAUCAAACACCGGUCAACGGCUCGAAACCGGAUGAAUGUGAUGUUGCUUGGAGGUUUCGGAAUAAAAAGGAAAGAUCUUGGAGAAAGUACAGAGAUUUUAGAAGGUUCGAGUUCGGGAUCGGAGUGAAUUGUACUUACAGAGUGAUCCAUACAGGCCGUUGGCAUUCGGGAAUCAACGCUCGACGACCUUGGAUUCGGCCUAACCCAAAGUUCACUCGACCGAUACGUGAUGAAGAGAUAAACAAUACAAUCCCGACUUUACCGGAAACGAACUUUAGGAAAGGGAAGUAUUUGUAUUAUGCAAGAGGAGGAGAUUAUUGUAAGGGAAUGAACCAUUACUUAUGGAGUUUCUUAUGUGGUUUAGGGGAAGCUGUGUAUUUGAAUAGAACAUUUGUGAUGGAUUUAAACAUGUGUUUAUCUGCAACUCAUAGUUCGAGUCACAAAGACGAAGAAGGCAAAGAUUUCCGGUUUUAUUUCGACUUCGAGCAUCUUAAAGAAACGGCGUCCGUUGUGGAAGAAACUGAGUUUUUACGAGAUUGGAAGAAAUGGGAUAAAGGUCAUAAAAGAAAAGUACCAUUGAAGAAGAUAAAGAGCUAUAAAACUACACCAAUGCAACUCAAAAAGGAUAAAAGCACAAUCAUAUGGAGACAAUUUGAUGGACCAGAGCCUGAUAAUUAUUGGUAUAGAGUAUGUGAAGGGCAAGCUGCUAAGUACAUUCACAGACCGUGGCAUACAAUAUGGAAAUCGAAACGAUUGAUGAACAUCGUAACCGAGAUAAGCGGACGUAUGGAUUGGGAUUUCGACGCUAUUCACGUCAUCCGUGGUGAAAAAGCACAAAACAAACAACUUUGGCCGAAUCUGGAUUCCGAUACCUCCCCUAACGCAAUCUUAACCAAGCUUCAACAACUGGUUCAACAGUGGAGGAACCUUUAUGUUGCAACAAACGAGCCGUUCUACAAUUACUUCGAUAACUUGAGGUCACAUUACAAGGUUCAUUUGCUUGAUGAUUAUAAGGAAUUGUGGAACGAGGCGAGCGAGUGGCACAACGAGACGACGUUGCUUAACGGCGGGAAACCGGUCGAGUUCGAUGGUUACAUGAGAGCUGUUGUGGAUACCGAGGUACUUUAUCGAGCGAAAACUAGGGUUGAAACCUUUUAUAAUCUGACUAAAGAUUGCAAAGAUGGAAUUAAUACAUGUUGAACAGGUUGUUUAAUUGAUUCAUAUUGCUUUGAUUAUGUUAGAAAAUGUAAUUGGUUGAUGUAUUCUUGUAUUGUUCUUUUAUUACAAUUUAUGUCAUUAUCAGUUCAUCAUAUGUUUGUUGUUUUUUUUUUUGUCACAAGUGUGUAUUCAUAUAUAGACUUUGAAAAUGUUUACGGUAUAA